GAUGACUCUGGGAUAGAAUGCUCUGCCCUGCGCCUCUGCCGUCGAAAUGACGUAGACUUCCCUGUCGAUCGCCGAGCGGUAGUUUCGGCAGCGCUCCCUGAUCCGCAGCCUUGCAGGAGGAGCCGCCAGCCAGGGCCGCGUCGGAACCAUGUUUCGCAACCAGUAUGACAAUGAUGUCACUGUUUGGAGCCCUCAGGGCAGGAUUCAUCAAAUUGAAUAUGCCAUGGAAGCUGUCAAACAAGGUUCAGCCACAGUUGGUCUGAAAUCAAAAACCCAUGCAGUACUGGUUGCAUUGAAGAGAGCACAGUCAGAGCUUGCAGCUCAUCAGAAAAAAAUUCUCCAUGUCGACAACCAUAUUGGUAUUUCAAUUGCGGGACUUACUGCUGAUGCUAGACUGCUAUGUAAUUUUAUGCGCCAGGAGUGUUUGGAUUCCAGAUUUGUAUUUGACAGACCUCUUCCUGUGUCUCGUCUUGUAUCUCUAAUUGGAAGCAAGACCCAGAUACCAACACAAAGAUAUGGCCGAAGACCAUAUGGUGUUGGACUGCUUAUUGCUGGUUAUGAUGAUAUGGGCCCUCAUAUUUUCCAAACCUGUCCGUCAGCUAACUAUUUUGACUGCAGAGCUAUGUCCAUUGGAGCCCGUUCUCAAUCAGCUCGUACUUACUUGGAGAGACAUAUGUCUGAGUUUAUGGAGUGCAAUUUGAAUGAACUGGUUAAGCAUGGUCUGCGUGCUUUAAGAGAGACACUUCCUGCAGAACAAGAUCUAACUACAAAGAAUGUUUCCAUUGGAAUUGUUGGUAAAGACUUGGAGUUUACGAUUUAUGAUGAUGAUGAUGUGUCUCCAUUCCUGGAAGGCCUUGAAGAAAGGCCACAGAGAAAGGCACAGCCUGCUCAACCUGCUGAUGAACCUGCAGAAAAGGCUGAUGAACCAAUGGAGCAUUAAGUGAUAAUCCCCCAGUCCAUAUGUGUAUUAGCAAAUGCGUAAGAAUGCAGGAACAUGUACUGAUGACAAUAUUCUAUACUUUGAACCAAAUGGUAUGUUUUAGGAAUCAGUCCAGAUGUGAGGUUUCAAAUUGCAAGCAGCUUCACUGAAACCAUAUAAUGGGAUGCAUUUUUUUUUUUUUGGAGAGGGUCUAUAUAAUCAUUUUCUAGAAAGUACAGUUGCCUUUACUAAUGUUUUUAUAUGAAGAACUCAUUGUCUUUCUGGUUUUAAAUACAACUGUGAAAUAAAAUUGUUUCAUUGGCUGGUA
Myotis lucifugus (little brown bat) is the source of this 1247-nucleotide messenger RNA. RefSeq names its product proteasome subunit alpha 1 (gene PSMA1). NCBI's taxonomy places the organism in Eukaryota, Metazoa, Chordata, Mammalia, Chiroptera, Vespertilionidae. Gene Ontology annotation, cellular component: proteasome core complex; proteasome core complex, alpha-subunit complex; nucleus. Gene Ontology annotation, biological process: ubiquitin-dependent protein catabolic process. The coding region runs from base 149 to 940 and encodes 263 amino acids. The transcript has 10 exons. The record is from RefSeq and is a predicted model, not a curated record.